Molecule: messenger RNA, 1011 nt
Organism: Entamoeba nuttalli P19
Lineage: Eukaryota; Evosea; Mastigamoebida; Endamoebidae
Product: dual specificity protein phosphatase, putative
Exons: 1
Coding region: 1-1011 (336 amino acids)
Biological process (GO): negative regulation of MAPK cascade; protein dephosphorylation
Cellular component (GO): cytoplasm
Molecular function (GO): MAP kinase tyrosine/serine/threonine phosphatase activity; protein tyrosine/threonine phosphatase activity
Source: RefSeq, a predicted model, not a curated record
AUGAGUAAACAAUCGACUAUUGAUCGUUUCUUCAAAGUUAGCUCAUUGUUUAACCAAAAUUCUAUUCAAGAAAAGAGAAUUGAAAGCAAACCAAUAAAGGAACAAUCAAAUAAAACUAAAAGGGUUAAAAAAAUGAAAGGAUUGGAUCUGUUCUUUACAGUCAAACCUAGAAAUGGUGAAUCAGCAUUAUUAAGAAAUGAACGACUACGAAAACAAUUAAUUGAAGAAAAGAAAAAAAUAAAAGAAGAAGAGAAAGCUCGAAAAAAAGCAAUAAAAGAAAAACAGAAAUUAUUACAAAAGAAAAUAGAAGAAGAAGAAAAUGAAGCUGCAAGACAAGAACUUGAACGACAAGAAAAAGAAUUUAAAAUAAGAAAAGAUGGAAAAGGAGUGGAGGUAUGUCCUGGAGUAUUUAUUGGAACUCAACUCACAGCAAUGAACUUGAAUUGGUUACAAGAAAUGGAAGUAGAAGGUAUUGUAAAUUGUACAAAGAAUAUAACAUGUUAUUAUAAUUCUCAAUUAAAUGAGAAUUUUAAACCAGAAGAUUAUCAAGGAAUAACAAAUAAAGAAUAUUUAAGAAUACCUAUUGACGACGAUGGAAUAAUUCCAAUUGAUUCUUAUUUUGACCAAACAUAUUCGUUUGUUGAAAAAAUAAGAAAUAAAGGAAAAAGUGUAUUAUUUCAUUGUAAAUAUGGUAAAAGUAGAUCAGCAAGUUUAUUAACAUUUUACUUAUUAAAGAAGUAUCAAAUUACAGUUAACGCAGCUAAAGAAUUAUUUAAAAAAGCAUGUUGGACAAUAGAAAUUAACAAUCAUUUUUAUGUUACAUUAAAAGAAUAUGAAUCACUUCUUUUAAAUAAUGGACAACAAAAAAGAAGAACAAGAAAGGUUGAUGACAUUACUCCUGAAUUAUCAGAAAAAAUAGAAAACAUUGUAAGUGAAGUAAUGUCAAGUCAAAAAAUAAGAACUGCUUCUCAAAAAUUACAAAUUGUUAAUAACAAAGUUAUUGAACCUUAA